AUGCCUUCGUCAGCACCAAUUCCUCAUGAUCCCAUUGGCACUCCGAUCACUGAAAAAGUGAAGUGCAAUGGUCUCGAUUUUGAGACAGUGACUUGGAAAGUUCCUCCGAACGUGGAGUAUAAGGGGAAAAUAGUGUAUGUACAUGGCUUCGCUGAACACUGCUCUAUCUAUACUGAGUUUUUCGACAAAUUGAGUCAGUUGGGUUACGAAGUUCUCUUUUUCGAUCAAAGAGGUGCGGGUGAGACAUCACCCGGCAAGCAGGUGGGGAAGACUGACGAGUACCACACUUUUAAAGACUUAGAUUUCAUGAUAAAGAGAGCUCUUGACGCUAGGGAAGACAAGACAGAGAAGCUAUUCCUUGGAGGUCAUUCUAUGGGAGGCGGUAUCGCACUCAACUAUGGAAUCAUGGGUAAGCAUCGGGACGAUAUCAGAGCCAUCUUUGUAUCUGGCCCGCUUGUUACAUUGCAUCCUAAAACUCAACCCAAUGUUAUUGUCAGAAAGUUGCUGCCUGUUAUCAACGCUCUUCUCCCCACUUUGAAGAUAGACUCUAAGCUCAAUUAUGACUAUAUCACCUCGCACGAGGGGUGGAAGAACUACAUCAAGUCGACAGAUGGGAAAUUGAUUGGAACAGUGAGACAGUUCAACGACAUGUUUGUGAGGGGAGAAAAAUUACUUUCAAAGGACCACACUAGCAAGUAUUCCCCAACCAUUCCAUUGCUUUUGUUACAUGGCACUGAUGACAAUAUCAACGACAUCGAGAGCAGCAAAAAGUUUAUCGAGCUCUUGCCUGCUGAUCUGAAAAAAGAGUUUGUUCCUGUUGAAAAUGGUAGACACUCGCUCUUUAUUGAAAAUGAAAAUAUUUUCAAAGAUGUGUUCGACAAGGUGGUCGAGUUCUUGGGAUCCCAUUGA
This is a messenger RNA of Metschnikowia bicuspidata var. bicuspidata NRRL YB-4993, 909 nucleotides long. Its product is annotated as acylglycerol lipase. Gene Ontology annotation, molecular function: lipase activity. The record is from RefSeq and is a predicted model, not a curated record. NCBI's taxonomy places the organism in Eukaryota, Fungi, Ascomycota, Pichiomycetes, Serinales, Metschnikowiaceae. The transcript has a single exon. The coding region runs from base 1 to 909 and encodes 302 amino acids. Gene Ontology annotation, cellular component: membrane.